Molecule: messenger RNA, 8114 nt
Organism: Pseudophryne corroboree (corroboree frog)
Lineage: Eukaryota; Metazoa; Chordata; Amphibia; Anura; Myobatrachidae
Gene: ATP7B
Product: ATPase copper transporting beta
Exons: 23
Coding region: 330-4817 (1495 amino acids)
Biological process (GO): copper ion import; copper ion homeostasis
Cellular component (GO): trans-Golgi network; plasma membrane
Molecular function (GO): copper ion binding; P-type divalent copper transporter activity; ATP binding
Source: RefSeq, a predicted model, not a curated record
UAAUAGGUGUGACAAAUGAAAUGGGCGUGUCUCAAUAGACUGACGGCUGCGAAAGGCGUGGCAGCAGUGUUGCGGAGUGGGCGUGCCCUGCAUGUGAGUGACAUUGGGGAGGGCGUGGCUGGAAGAUAUCUGAGUGAUAGUAUUACAGGGUUGACCAGUUCUUCCACAUCGGGAAUCACUGCCCUGACCAUAGAGCAUCACAGGCUGUGGUGGUUACUGGUGAUAGAGUUUAUGAGUCCAUAGUUCAGUCUGUGCUGCACUGUGCACACACUGAGUGCCUGGCAGAGCACACACGUUGUCCCGGAGCACAGAGGGAACUUCUUGCAAAGAUGAUGCCAAGAAGGACAUGUCUGGAGGAUGAGGAAGAGGAAGUACGGUUACUCAGUACUGAAGAAGAAGAGUAUCCAAAGAAACCCAGUCCAACACUUUCACCUCACCGCUACCUGGGAAAGGUUCGAAAUACAGACGCCGGAAUCCCGCUGAUUAUAAAGCCGACAUGGACUUCUUCAAGUUAUGGAGUUUCUAGAAAUAACCAUGCAUCAGCGCCAACAAAGACAAGAUUUGCUUUCGACAACCAGGGCUAUGAAGGUAGCCUCGACAACCUUACCCACUUAUCUUCUGACGUGAGAUCCAUCAUAGUAGGAAUAGUAGGAAUGACUUGUCAGUCGUGUGUUCAGUCCAUUGAGGGAAGGAUUUCCAAAAUUCCAAGCAUCGUUAGCAUAAAGGUGUGUUUGGAACAAGGCAAUGCCACAGUAUACUUCAUUGCUACAGAAAUAACCCCUCAGAAGAUUUGUGAAGAAAUAGAAGACAUGGGCUUUGAUACGGAACUGCAAGAGUUCGAAGAGACUUCAACAAUUACAAAAGGAACACAUUAUAAAGAAGAGCUUGUCAAGAUCAGAAUAGAGGGCAUGACGUGUCAGUCUUGUGUCAACACAAUUGAAGGUAAAAUUGGGAAAAUUCAGGGAGUAGAGAAGAUAAAGGUGUCCCUCACAAGCCAGGAAGCGGCGAUUGUGUAUUAUGCACAGUACAUUCAGCCAGAAGAGCUGAGGAAACACAUAGAUGAUAUGGGAUUUGUGGCAUCAGUCAAAAGCAAAUCAGAUCCAUCAAAGCUUGGAACAAUUGACAUAGAACGUUUACAGACUGUCUCUACUAAACACAAAGCCCCAAACACUGGUGGAACUGGCACUGUGGACAACACAGAAAAAAUAACUAUUUGUAUAGAUGGGAUGCAUUGUAAAUCUUGUGUGAAAAAUAUAGAAGGAUCCAUAUCUGACCACCCUGGUGUUCAGAGUAUCAAAGUCUCCCUUGAAAACAAAAAUGCCCUAGUUUGUUUCUUCAAAAACAGCACUGACCCGUUAUCCUUAAAAAAAGCAAUUGAAGAACUUCCUCCAGGAAAUUUUAAAGUUACCAUUCCAGAGGGAGGAGUUCUGAGCCCUAUAUCAAGAUCAAACUCUAACUCUCACUUUUCACAUAAACAAAGACAACAAGCUUCUACGCUUAUCAGUAUCGGAGGAAUGACCUGUGAAUCUUGUGUCUCAUCAAUUGAAAACAUGAUCUCCAAAAGGAAAGGAGUACAAUCUAUAUCUGUGUCCUUAACUGGAGGGGUAGGAACAGUUUGCUAUAUUCCUGCUGACACAAACGCUGAAGAAUUAAGAGCCGCCAUAGAAGACAUGGGUUUUGAUGCUGCACUUAUUUCAGACUCCCCGUUACCGGUGAACGAUAAACACUUGAGCGCCACAGAACCCGAAGAAAAGAAAAAAUUCUUAGAUAUGACCAGCAAAUUAAAUCUCCACCAAGACUAUAUUGUAGAUGUUCUUCCCAAGAAGCCUCACCCAGAUAUCCCUUUGAGGGACCACACUGCAGGCCAGAAAUGCAUUUUACAGGUCACAGGGAUGACGUGUGCUUCCUGCGUGUCCAACAUUGAGAGGAACCUGAAGAAAAAAGAUGGUAUCAUUUCAGUGCUUGUGGCACUGAUGGCUGGUAAAGCAGAGGUCAAGUACAUAGCGGACAGAAUUGAGCCAAGUGAAAUUGCACAGCUGAUUGAAAACCUGGGAUUCGGAGCAGUGGUUUUGGAAGAUUGUACAGCUACUGAUGGCAGCGUUGAGCUUGUAAUCACAGGCAUGACCUGCGCGUCAUGUGUUCACAACAUUGAGUCCCGGCUAAUGAGAACCCCAGGUAUACUGCAGGCCUCUGUGGCCCUUUCCACCUGCAAAGCUCAAGUCACGUUUGAUCCAGAAAUGAUUGGUCCACGAGACAUCAUACAAGUUAUUGAGAGGAUUGGUUUUCAAGCUGCUUUACCGAAAAGAGAUCCAACAGCUCACAACCUGGAUCAUAAACAUGAAAUAAGACAGUGGAGAAAUUCCUUUUUGUUCAGUCUUGUAUUUGGGAUCCCUGUCAUCUCCAUCAUGAUCUACAUGUUAUUUACCCACAAUAAAUCCCAUGUCCCUUCAGCACUGGACCGAAACAUUAUCCCUGGGUUAUCCAUCGUGAACCUCAUCUUUUUUAUACUUUGUACACUAGUCCAGUCCUUUGGAGGAUGGUACUUCUAUGUCCAGGCUUACAAGUCACUGAAACACAAAGCAACCAACAUGGAUGUGCUGAUCGUCCUAGCCACGAGCAUCGCCUACAUUUACUCUGUGUGUAUCCUGAUUGUGGCCAUGGCAGAGAGGUCUGAGCAGAGCCCAGAGACCUUCUUCGAUACACCCCCUAUGCUGUUCAUGUUCAUUUCUCUGGGGAGGUGGCUGGAGCACAUAGCAAAGAGUAGAACAUCGGAAGCUCUUUCCAAGCUCAUAUCCCUGCAAGCUACUGAGGCGACCAUUGUUACACUUGGACCAGAUCACUCCAUAUUGAGGGAAGAGCAGGUGGCUGUAGAAUUGGUCCAGAGAGGAGAUAUUGUGAAAGUUGUUCCUGGGGGCAAGUUUCCAGUUGAUGGGAAAGUCAUUGAGGGGACAUCUAUGGCGGAUGAGUCUCUUAUAACAGGAGAACCUAUGCCUGUCCGGAAGAAGCCAGGAAGUAUGGUGAUUGCCGGGUCCAUUAACGCUCAUGGGUCCGUUCUCGUUGAAGCCACUCAUGUUGGCUCUGACACCACAUUGGCCCAAAUUGUUAAAUUAGUGGAGGAAGCUCAAAUGUCCAAGGCACCGAUCCAGCAGUUGGCCGAUAAAAUCAGUGGCUACUUUGUCCCAUUUAUAAUCUGCGUUUCUGUCCUGACGCUGAUCGCCUGGAUCACGAUUGGCUUUGUGAAUUUUGAUGUCAUAAUCAAAUAUUUUCCUAGUUACAACAAAACGAUCUCUAAGGCUGAAAUCAUCAUACGGGUGGCAUUCCAGACUUCCAUCACUGUGCUGUCUAUUGCCUGUCCGUGUGCUUUAGGCUUGGCUACACCCACUGCGGUGAUGGUGGGUACUGGAGUUGCUGCACAAAACGGUAUCCUCAUCAAAGGUGGAGAACCUCUGGAGAUGGCACACAAGAUAAAUACGGUGAUGUUUGAUAAAACUGGUACAAUAACACAAGGGGUCCCUAAAGUCAUGAGAGUACUGCUACUGGGUGAUGUAGCCAGGAUGCCUCUGAAAAGGAUGCUCGCUGUGGUUGGAACAGCAGAAGCCAGCAGUGAGCAUCCCCUGGGAAUGGCAGUAUCAAAAUUCUGCAAAGAGGAGCUUGGCACGGAAUCCCUGGGAUAUUGUACUGAUUUCCAGGCUGUUCCAGGAUGUGGCAUCAGCUGUAAAGUGAACAAUGUGGAAAGUGUCCUGGUGCAGAGUGAAGAGGGUUUGAAUGAGCAGAACCUUUACAUGAGUGGCAUCACCCGUCCUCAGGAAGACAACUUACUGAUCAUUGCACCGGAAUUACAAGGAGCCACAGCCCCAGAACCUCACUCUGUUUUAAUCGGGAACCGGGAAUGGAUGAGACGCAAUGGCUUACACAUUUCCAGUGAUGUAGAUGAGGCGAUGACUGGUCAUGAGAUGAAAGGGCAGACGGCAGUGCUUGUAGCUAUAGAUGGUGCGUUGUGUGGGAUGAUUGCUAUCGCGGACAUGGUGAAGCAGGAGGCAGCCCUUGCUGUGCACACACUGAAAGCCAUGGGAGUGGAUGUGGUACUGAUCACCGGGGACAACAGGAAAACUGCCAAAGCAAUUGCUACCCAGGUUGGGAUCAGGAAGGUGUUUGCAGAAGUCCUUCCCUCUCACAAAGUGGCCAAAGUCCAAGAACUGCAGAAUGAGGGGAAGAGAGUGGCCAUGGUGGGAGAUGGCGUCAACGACUCCCCAGCACUGGCCAGAGCCGACGUCGGUAUCGCCAUUGGGACUGGAACUGAUGUAGCCAUCGAAGCUGCAGAUAUCGUUCUCAUCAGAAAUGAUUUGCUUGAUGUUGUUUCCAGUAUUCACCUCUCAAAGAGAACAGUGAGAAGAAUAAGAAUUAAUUUUAUUUUUGCACUGAUAUAUAACCUUCUUGGCAUACCCAUUGCAGCAGGUGUCUUUCUGCCGCUGGGGUUGGUCUUACAGCCCUGGAUGGGAUCAGCAGCCAUGGCAGCGUCCUCUGUCUCUGUGGUUUUGUCUUCACUGCAACUGAAGUGCUACAGAAAACCAGACUCAGACAGAUAUGAAGCCCAAGCACAAGGCCUCAUGAAGCCACUCAACCCAUCACAGAUAAGCGUUCAUAUUGGGAUGGAUGACAGGAGAAGGGACUUCCCAUUGACUAGUAACUGGGACCAGAUCAGCUACAUCAGCCAAGUAUCGUCAAGCAAGAACUCUCGACAGAACUCCCUAGCCGGAGACAGACAAGAUAAGUGCUCUCUCCUGGUCACUGAUGUGGACGAGGACCAGUACAUGUAAUCUGACAUGGUGGUAAAAUGUUACUACAUUGGAGAUGGGCAAGAACAUAUCGGAACUGUGUUACAGAUUGCAAACGUGGAAACACAAUGGAUAUGGAUUCAAGAUAAGGAUCAUCAACAUCUUUAUACCCAUAGAGUGUACUCAGGGAUAGAAUGGAAUCUAGUGUUAGCUGGCAUUUUGAGGAUUGUCUAAUGCAGGGUACAUAAUGUUACACAUCACAGUUGCUAAAGGCCAAAUUCUCUAAAGUCAUUCUCUUACGUUAUCACACUGUGCCCAGUUUUGUGGGGAUUACAGCGAUUUGCUUUUUAAGAUGCCAGGAGGAAAAAAUGGUUGCCCUUCUGAAUAGAGUAGCGAGGCACAUAGAUUCAAAUAUAGGUCUACCAUCAAUGGUGCCAUCUUUGGUUUAGGGUCUACCAUCAAUGGUGCAUUCGGUGGCUUACUUCUAUGGCAGGAAACCUUUGAUAAAUUUACACCAUCGAUGGCCACCAGUGCAGUGGCCCUGAAUGAGUGGGAGGUGGGACAUUGUGCCAGGCCCCCUUUCCCAAUCAGGGAAGGGGGGCCUGGAACAUUGGGGGAAAAGCUAUGCACAGUGAGCAAGUUGAGGGCUGGGGGCUGGCAUUAGAGUCCUCUCUGCUAUCGAUGGCAGAGGACCAUCAGACCUCCGCCAAACAUGGCAAUUCCAUCCACCAUCGAUGGCAAACCCAAUGGUUGCUAACCAUCAAUGGCCAUAACUGGUGUUCUAUUCUGCCUGGGCUUGCAAAGCAUUUUUCUCUCCACAAAAGGAUAUGGCAGAACUUGCGUACAAGUUAUCACUCAGUUAAUUAGUCUCAUAAUAGCGCACUAUAGGUAUCUUAAGCAAUCGAUUUUAGGUUCCAAAAUCUGACACAAAACAAAUAAUAAUUAAAAUUGCCUUUGUUCUCACAAUAUGGUUUACAUAGACUCCUGUCGUUUGGGGUUCUGAUGUGUUUUGCAAAGAGACAUUUACUCAAAGCUCAUGCUAGUUGUCUUCAAGGUGAUCUCGUGUAUAUGCAAUACAAGACAAUGGAUGUAGUAAGAUGAUAUGGAAGUUGUUAUUAAGGAUGUUUACAGGUUAUUGCUAUUUCCUUCACAUAAUUAUUCCCACACACAUUACAGUCUGAUACAGUACAUUAUAAAAGCUCUGCCACAUCUCUGUGUUUACUGUGAGUCUUUGUCAUUUCCACAUUUCUGUAUUUUCAUAUGAUUAUUAGUUAUUAGCUAAUUAAUAGUGAACUAUCUUGUACAUAUCUCCUGCUGAGCCUGUGUAUCUGCGCACAUAGUAAACUGUCCAGAUUUCCACUCAACUUCAUAAUUAAUAUACAUUGGAUUGGAACAAGCAGUAUUUUAGAAAAAAAAGAAAAUGCUUAAAACACAGGAGGGGGUGGCUGUACAGUGACAGGACCUGGGGAAUCUCCGCCACGCACAACCCUACAAAAUUGGACUUUUCCGUGGGGGCAGUUCCAAAUACCGAAAAGUGUGUGCGUACCCCAAUAUGUGCAAGGUGGAUGAAUUGCAGCGUUUGAGGAGAAUAAAAUUCACUGUUAUCUUCCAGUUUGUAAUUGUUCCUUAGUGUUUGAUGGAAUUGUGCCCCAGCUGGCCAUGUACAGACUGUGAUCAUUAGCUGUGCGUCUAGUAAAUGGGCAUUUAUAGUAUGACAAAGUACAGUAUUACAUGUAUCCUGUACAAUGACUGCACUGUUGUAUUAGAAAAGUCAAACUAUUGUAUUUAUGUCAAUUACUAUACAUUUUUCAUGAUGCUCUGCUAAGAGUGCGUACACACUCUGCAACAUUGCAUACAAUCUGACUGAUAUCGUCCGGGUUCACUACGAUAUUGUAUACUGCGCAUGUACGAUACAGGAUACGCUGUGUGCUCCCGAGGGUCGUAUCCAGCAUCACACGUUGGACCGACGUGGACAAAAACAGUUGUUCAGACAAUCCGGUUAAAUCAAAUGGAUUUAACCGAUUUGUCUGAUUGACAAUUUUUGUCUGUUUUUCAGUAUUUGGGUGCAAAUGGUCAACUGUCAUUUGCUCCCAUCCAUUACCAAAUUUUCUUUCCAACCAGCCAGUUUGGACAAUAAAAUCUUUAGGUGUAUGGCCAGCUUUAGAGUGGGGAGGUUGGAGGUUUAUAUGGAGUGAGAGACUGUGCACUGAAGACGGUGGUAUGUGAAGGAAAUUAGGCAUUUCUGCUGUUCGUUAUUCAUGUGGGGCCACAGUGGGGUCACAGUGAAACCCCGGCAUCGGCAAGUGCAUACACACUUGCCGGUGACGGGGUCGGCCAUGCUGUAUUCGGCAGUAUGGCCCUCGUCUGCAAUAUGGCCCAUCGGCCCUGCAUGCAGGUCUGACGGGCGACAGCACAUCGAGCAACAUAUCGUCUGCACACACUGGGCGAUAUCAUUCUGAACCGGCCAAUAUCUCCCAAAAUUCAAAUGUAGUGAUAAUUCUCAUAAUAACUAGCUCUGUUCAUUCGGAAAUACAAGUUUGGGUAUUUUUAUAUGAAAUAAUGCUGGAAACACGUAGAAUGUUCAAUACAAACUUUUAUUAUCUGAAUUGUAAGCAAUUUGUAUUGGGGAUUUAAUAAUGUAAAUGCAAAAACUACUUAAACAAAAGUCUGCAUGCAACACUCAAAACCACUUUAGUUAUGUGCUUAAUAAUUUUUUUUAUAUUAAUUUUUUUGAUUUUAAUACUAUGGCCGGAUGUAAUGCAGCGCGAGACGGCCAGACAUCUGAGAUUCCAGCUGAACCUUCAUGUUUUUUUAAAGCUGCAAUAAUUUACAUGGCAAAACCAGGUUGGCUUUACCUUGUAAAUGAUUGGCGCUUUAAAACAAAUGUACGACUUCGUCUGCAGUCUCAGAGCUCCAGCCGUCUUGCACUGCAUUACAUUGGCCCCAUAUGUUUAAAUACACUUUGGUGAGCAUUAAACCACACCCUUUCACUUAACUCUGUUAAUAUAAUAAUAAUAUUAUUAUAAUAUAAUACCCAGACCGAUAAAUGUGACAUUUUUUGGAUUAUAUUGUAAUACACAAAUCAGCAUUUGAAACUGUUGUGAAUGUUUUUUAAAUAUGAAGUAGAUGAAGUGUUGACACAUUUAAAGAGGGAAGUCCACCUUCGGAGAUUUCUAUGGUCUAGACCAGUGUUCCCAACCUUGGGCCUCAAGGCACGCUAAGGGGUAAAUAUACUAAGGUGGGAGGUUUUUUUUUAAACUGGUGAUGUUCCCAUAGCAACCAGUCAGACUCUAAUUAACAUCUAUAAUAGAUAGAAUCGGAUUGGUUGCUAUAGGCAAC